GCUGGUAGCUCUGCAGAAGAAGUUGAAAGGAACCGAAGAUGAGCUGGACAAGUACUCCGAGGCUCUCAAAGACGCCCAGGAAAAACUAGAGCAGGCUGAGAAGAAGGCCACUGAUGACUUCAGUCAGGGGCUGGGAUUGCAGUGUUCGGUUGCAGGUAUGUAAGUCUCCUGCCUGCUCCAACAGCAUGAACGCAGGCUGGCUGCUCAGCACCCAGCGCAUGGCCCACAGCUGCCCUGGGGCAUCGGCUGGGGUCUAGGGGCUUUAGGGUGACCUCACAGCACCGCACCAGCCCGGGGGUGCUGGGGGGGAGGAUUUCCAAGCCCCAGGACGCGAAGGGAGCUCCGAGAUGAUCCUGGAGCAGCUCAGAAGCGUCUGGGGGAGCAGCACGGAGCUGCUGCAGCUUUGGCUUCGGCUGGGGGCUGCCGGUGAACGGGGUGCGGGGAGGACGGGAGGUGGGGGGGGGAUCGGGCCCGGAGCCGCGCCCGUCCCGGUUCCUCUGCGCUGACGUCACCAGCCCACCUCCCGCCACGUGACGUCAUCGGCCCAUUGAAAGGCGCGGGGCCGCGCGCCGCCACGUGCAGCACCUCCGCGCCCUGCCCGCCGCCCGCACCGCGCCCAUGGCCGCGCCGAGCUCGCUGGAAGCGGUGAAGAGGAAGAUCCAGUGCCUGCAGCAGCAGGCCGAUGAGGCGGAGGAUCGCGCCCAGGUCCUCCAGCGGGAGCUGGACCUGGAACGGGACCUGCGGGAGAAAGCUGAAGGUGAGGUGGCAGCUCUGAACAGACGUAUCCAACUAGUGGAAGAGGAGUUGGAUCGUGCCCAAGAACGGCUGGCCACAGCCUUGCAGAAACUGGAGGAGGCUGAGAAAGCAGCGGAUGAGAGUGAGAGAGGAAUGAAGGUUAUUGAGAACAGAGCAAUGAAAGAUGAAGAAAAAAUGGAAAUCCAGGAAAUGCAACUGAAGGAGGCCAAGCAUAUUGCUGAAGAAGCUGACCGCAAAUAUGAAGAGGUUGCUCGUAAAUUGGUUAUUUUGGAGGGUGAGCUAGAAAGAGCUGAAGAGCGUGCAGAGGUGUCUGAAGUUAAAUGUAGUGACCUUGAAGAGGAGUUAAAGAAUGUCACUAACAAUCUGAAGUCUUUGGAAGCUCAAUCUGAAAAGUACUCAGAAAAAGAAGAUAAAUACGAGGAAGAAAUCAAGAUUCUCUCCGACAAGCUGAAAGAAGCUGAAACUCGUGCUGAAUUUGCUGAGAGAACAGUUGCCAAACUGGAAAAGUCUAUUGAUGAUCUGGAAGACGAGCUGUACGCUCAGAAGCUGAAGUACAAAGCUAUCAGUGAGGAGCUUGACCAUGCUCUCAAUGACAUGACCUCUCUGUAAUUUGCACUUGUUUGGGGGGCGCUUUGACUUGCUGCAUUUCUUAAGCUUUUCUUGCCUGUAAUACCUGUCACUUCUGUGCAAUUCAAUCCUCUCUGUAAGAACCGAGCUCAAUAAAAACAAGAUACCUCUCUGCCUUUCA
Molecule: messenger RNA, 1504 nt
Organism: Anas platyrhynchos (mallard)
Lineage: Eukaryota; Metazoa; Chordata; Aves; Anseriformes; Anatidae
Gene: TPM4
Product: tropomyosin 4
Source: RefSeq, a predicted model, not a curated record